AUGGGCUCCUCACUAAACUUCGCAAAGACAAUCUUAAUCCCCGCCUCCAUAGCCCUAACAAUCUACCUCCUCUUCACCCUCCUCAUCAUCCCCUUCUUCCGCCGCUACCACCAACGCUACUCCCAAUACCUCCCCCUACACACCCUCUCCGCGCACACCCUCUCCCUGCGCGACCGCAUAGCAGACACCAUAAUGCGGUUCUUCCUACCAUCCUCCUGGCGACGGGACGCACACCUGCACGAGCCUGAUAACGACAAUAUCAGCAUCGACGAGGAGGAGGGGGAGUUGAUGGUGGGCAUGGAUAUGGAUGCGCGGAGGAGGGAGGCGCUUGAGCGGAGGCGGAGUCAGGCGCCGGAGACGCAGGGCAGGCUUAGUCGCGAGUUGGAGGAGGGGUUUAUGGAUGAGAGUGAUGAGGAGGAGGAGACGGAGGUGCUUGUUAGGGGUGUGCUGGGGACGAGGCGUUCAUGA
Messenger RNA from Penicillium cataractarum, 468 nucleotides. RefSeq lists its product as uncharacterized. Bases 1 to 468 code for a protein of 155 amino acids. NCBI's taxonomy places the organism in Eukaryota, Fungi, Ascomycota, Eurotiomycetes, Eurotiales, Aspergillaceae. The transcript has 2 exons. The record is from RefSeq and is a predicted model, not a curated record.